AGUAAGGGCGCGGCCACUCUGCCCCUCGGCUGCAGUGAAGGCCCAGGGGCCGCGCGGCGAUGUCCCCCCCCCCCCCCCCAAAAGCCGAGGCCGCGGAGGCGCCUGGGAGUCGGUCUCCAGGAAGUGACGUCGGGCCGGAGCUGUGGCGGCGUGAGCGAGAUGGCACAUAGGCAUUUGCUGAGAAGGCUGCUAUCAGUGACCCUUCGGCAGGCCACCUGGCCACUGCGGUCUCCAUCCUCGGCACACCUUCCAGCCUUGACCUCCCUUUGCUGGCAUGGCACCGAGCCUCCCUUUCACAACCGAGCCAGCCUUGCCACCGCCAGAAGAUUUUGUACAAAGCCUAGUUGUGAUGUUUCCUUCAACGUACAGAGCCCAGCAGACUUCACUGACCGAGUUAUCAACAGUGCCAAACCAGUCGUGGUGAAUUUCCAUGCAAGUUGGUGCGGCCCCUGUCGUAUGCUCAGUCCGAGGCUCGAGAAAAUCGUGGCAAACCAGGAAGGGAAAGUCAUUAUGGCCAAAGUGGACAUAGACGACCAGACAGACCUCGCCAUGAAAUACAAGGUGACUGCGGUCCCGACUGUAAUAGCUAUUAAAGGUGGUGAGAUCGAGGGCAGGUUCGCAGGAGUUAAAAGUGAAGAUGAGCUGGAAGUGUUUAUCAAGAACCUGAUUUGCCCAAGCUUGUAAAGCAGGCUCCGAGUACGAUGAGAAGAGGGCUUACGUUACAGAAAAUAACAAUGUGGAUGUUUUUUGUUAAGGAACAUAAUCCCUCCACAACUCGGAGUGUUUGGAACGCUGUUGUCGGUAUUAUGGGUGGGGAUGGAGCCUUCACUGUGAAAUUGGUCGGAGUCCACUAAUGAUGUCGUUGUUAUGCAUUUAAUAUAAUUUGCUGUUUUUUCCCCCAAAAUAAAAGCAGUCCAACUUCUGUUGCAUUCGAAUGAUAAGCUUCUUGGAUUCAAUUGCCAGCAGAGACUCUCCAACAGCGGGGCACUAUUCCCAGUAAAACCUGCCUCUGCUCCCUUGCCCAGAUCAAUGGAGAAGAACCAGGGGAGGUGGAAAUCAUCCCAUGUUUGCAGUCCUUUGUUGGGAAGUGGAUCAAGAUUACUACAUGUCUCUAGCGAUUGCUGGCAUGCGCUGCCAACGCAUGCACUAAAUGGGUGCAGCAGUGGAAUUGGAGAGAAGAGUGAGCAGCUUUGUGUGGCAAGUGACAAUUUGUAACUUGCCUGGGUCUAAGAACUGUGGAAACUCCCUGCUUGAUGUGAAGGACACUGAUUGUGUUUGGGACACUGUUGGACUCUAAACAAGUGCAUGGUGGCGAGGAAUGAUACGUGGAAACCGCUGCGGAUACUCAACCAGUCGGGCAUCUGUAGAAAGAGAAACGGUUAGUAUUCUGAAGGGCCAUUUGCCUCCAAGAUUAGCCCCGUUUCUCUCUCUGUGGAUGCCGCCUGACAUGCUGAGUAUUCCCAGCGAUUUGUUUUAACGUCACGACCGUGCCAACACCUCCAGCUUCGCUUUGCUCCACUGUCGGGCACAUACUUGCCUACAGCAGAAACACAAACACUUUGUCAUUAACUGGAAGAUUUCCUUGGGCAGACCACUCGAAUGAUGUGGAACUGAAGUUGAGAGCCAGCAAGGAAGGAGCAAUUGUCAUUUACUCCCUGAUCAUUUUGAAACCAAUAUUUUGGCUUUUUUUUUUAAUUGUUAAAUCUUGCCACCAAUGUAACAGAUUUAUAUUAAAUAAAUGCAGCAAAUUAAAUGUU
Messenger RNA from Leucoraja erinaceus (little skate), 1757 nucleotides. It is a transcript of the gene txn2, whose product is annotated as thioredoxin 2. Lineage: Eukaryota; Metazoa; Chordata; Chondrichthyes; Rajiformes; Rajidae. Gene Ontology annotation, biological process: cell redox homeostasis. The transcript has 5 exons. Gene Ontology annotation, molecular function: protein-disulfide reductase activity. The coding region runs from base 160 to 684 and encodes 174 amino acids. Gene Ontology annotation, cellular component: mitochondrion. The record is from RefSeq and is a predicted model, not a curated record.